Molecule: messenger RNA, 2654 nt
Organism: Cyphomyrmex costatus
Lineage: Eukaryota; Metazoa; Arthropoda; Insecta; Hymenoptera; Formicidae
Gene: NKAIN
Product: sodium/potassium-transporting ATPase subunit beta-1-interacting protein
Exons: 7
Coding region: 134-2131 (665 amino acids)
Biological process (GO): regulation of sodium ion transport
Source: RefSeq, a predicted model, not a curated record
GGGGAAAAGCAAAAGAUGGCGAUGGUGCAUCGGAACGUGCCGCAGUAGUGAUGCAGUGUGAGCGAGUGUCGUCGUUAUUUGCUCCGAUCGUACCGCGUGAGAUCGCUCGUUGAGCGGAGCGCGGCCAAAUGACAUGGGAAUUUGCAGCAGAAGGCAUUUUCUACUGACAAUAUGCAGCCUGCAACUAAUUACCACUAUAGAACGUCAAGUUUUCGACUUUUUGGGGUUUAUGUGGGCCCCGAUACUGGUCAAUUUUUUCAAUAUUAUCUUCGUAAUUCUAGGAUUCUUCGGAGCCUUUCAAUAUAGACCUAAAUAUAUCAUAUCGUAUUGUAUAUGGAAUACAUUAUGGUUAGGAUGGAACGUAUUUAUCAUAUGCUUUUAUCUCAAUGUAGGAAUACUGGACAAAAAUAGCGAUAUACUUAAUCUUGGUACUGGUAGCUUUUCAUGGUGGUAUGUGAAUGGACCAGGUUGCAAAGCUGUUUACGAUGUGACGGAACCAGAGCUUUUUCGACCUGCACGACCUACUAAUGUAACAGACUGCGUGUUAGAUUAUGAAGUGAUAGAAAUUUUACAUGCUGCGACGCAAUGUAUUCUAGGUUUUAUGGCAAUUGUCGGUGGAAUUUGUCUCAGUAAAGUGUUCUUUGAGGAAGAUGAUAGCUUUGACUUUGUUGGAGGUGAUGACUUUGGGUUGGCAGGCCACACACCGUUGCAUCCUAUGUACGUUAGCUACUCGGCUCUUCCACCACCUGCCUACUCCCUCAAAAAUUCCGCUCAAAAUAAUUAUCCGACCAGCACAGCUAGCUCUCAUCAAUCUGCCUAUCGCGAGUCGAGCUUUCCGAAACGCAGUGGCGAGAAGUUGCUAGGCAGUGGUACCGCGCGCGGCAAAAGCAAUGUCGUGGGUUUCAAGAACGACACAGUCCGUAGUAACAGCAGUCGUUCGUCCAGCCGCGAUUUUCAGAAUGUAGAUUACUCGGUCGACUAUUUGAAUCCGGUGGACCAUUUACAGCGACCCGUCUCACCCGUAUACGACGAAUAUGAUUCGUUGGACAGUGCCGCUAAGCUGAGAUUUCAGAAAAACAGGCUGUAUUAUCUGCAUUCGUCGAGAUACAGCCCGGUUGCGCGUAUUAAGUGUCGUCAGAUCGCUGCGAAGCAAACCAGGAAUCCCGUUAAACCCCGCGUCUUUGUUGAUCACGUACGCGACCAAUCACUGAGAUCAUUUUACUCCGAUCCAAGAUUGGACGUUGAUCAAGCACCGAGCGAACAUGACAGGUCAUCUCAGUCGAAACGAGACAGUCGACCAUUGUCUCUGUACGCGAUACGAACUAAACGAAAGAAGAAGCAGCCACGGCCGCUAUAUAGCAUCGAAUACUCGCAGCCUGAACCACCGGUGCAGGAUGACAGUGUGUCGCCGAAACCGAUGACGCCACGUCGGGUGAAGCGACGUUCCGUGAUCUCGCGAGAUAGCACGCGGCGUUCCAACACCCGGCGCAGCUCAGUACGCCAAUCGCGCCGCAAGAACCCGGUGAACCGCAUCAUGGAUCACCAGGAAAACCUGUAUGCGAACACGGUCACACCCUGCAUCGGUAAUCUGACGAACCAGAACGUCAAUUCGCUGUCCCAGGGCACGCUCAACUACGACAGGAUUGCAGUUGGCUGGGACCGUGAGAGGAACACCGACAGGAACUGGCAGUCGGAGGCGGUGAAUGUAGCAGUGUCAUCACCGGUUCUAUGGCCGCCAGCUACCCAGGACUCCUCCAACAACUACUCGAACGCUUCGUCUAGCUUCCCGGCCGGUCAGAGUCCGCCCGCUGGUUGGGACCAUCAGCAUCCAACCACCAGCUCCACUCGCAAUCUCACCGAUAACUGGCAGGCAUCGCCUGGCGAGCUGAACCCGAUGCAGUGGCAGGGUCAAAGCAAUCCUACGUUCCAACAAACCAGCACGCAGAGUCUGAACGGCGAUGACAUGGAGGAGUUGUACAGCAAUCGACCGGCCAGCGCUAGAUCUAGCUAUAGUAAUUAUCACGGCGUUAGAGCGACACCACAGGUGCCUAAUCGCACUGACGUUGUUAGACAGAGCCAGCGACAGUUUGUGCUCAGUGGACCGCCCGCUUAUCAGGAUACAGUGAUCUGAUAUUGACCUGGAAUAGAUCGAGGCAUACGUCUUGCGUUGAAAACAAUGUCAAGAUAAUUUUAUUGCAAGCGAUAAAAUUGGCCUUAUACAAUCGUCUGUUACUUAUCAGAUAUAGUAAAUGAGAUAAUCAAUCGUAGAUAAAAUGAGUGAUAACGUUCAUCUUCGCGAAUAAAAACGGCACUAUUUUUGAUAGCGCUAGUCGCACGCGCGACACCUUCGAUUUAACAAUUAGCGAAAAUAUGAAGAUUUAAAGAAGUCGCAGUAAUGAAAUAUGUAUUAUUUCCUUAUCGUCUGUAUUUCUAGUUAUGAUAAUUUCAAACAGUUGUUUUAACUAUUUUAAUAAUUAUCAUAUAAUAGUUAAUAUGAUUGUUUGACAAUGAACUAAUGAUAGGAAAAGGAGCAAACGUGAUGAUUUUGCCAACUUUAAAGCUUUACUUGAUACGGAUUGAUGCGACAGAUCUCUACUAGUGUUGCAUCAUGUUGUAAUUAUAAGAGGUAAUUAACGUCUAUAGACAACUUUACU